AUGGCGCCGCUUGUCGACAACCCGCAGAUCAAGCACGCGAGCCUGCACAAUCCGCUGCCGCUGCAGCUGCACACGUACAUCUGGCCCUUCUUGAUAAUAUGGCCCGCCUGGUCCGCCAUCUACCUGUCGCCCACGCGCUACGAGACGUACAUCCAGUCGUCGGAAUGGACGUUUGUGUGGGUGGCCGGCAUCCUCACCUUCCAAUCGCUGUUCUGGCUCAUGACCAAGUGGAACGUCAACCUCAAGAGCGCCUUCACCACGACUCCCGCCAGCGACGUGCGCAGCGCCAAGCUCAUCAAGGUGCAGCCCAUCGCCAACGCGGGCGCUGCUGAAAUCGUCCCGCUGGUGCGCGACACGGUCGGCGGCAAGCAGACCCUCUCCUUCCUCUUCCAGAAGCGACGUUUCCUCUACGACGCCGAGAAGGGCUCCUUCGCCCCGCUCGCCUACGCCCUCGACACGGACGAGAAGCCGCUCCUCAAGACGUUCCAGCAGACGCAGGGCCUCACCACGCAAGCCGAGAUCGAACGCCUGCAGCAGCACUAUGGCGACAACUCGUUCGACAUUCCCGUCCCGUCCUUCACCGAGCUGUUCCAGGAACAUGCCGUCGCCCCCUUCUUCGUCUUCCAGAUAUUCUGUGUUGGGCUGUGGAUGCUGGACGAGUACUGGUACUACUCGCUCUUCACCCUCUUUAUGCUGGUCAUGUUCGAGAGCACCGUCGUGUGGCAGCGGCAGAGGACCCUGACCGAGUUCCGCGGCAUGAGCAUCAAGCCCUACGAGCUGCUCGUAUACAGGCAGAAGAAGUGGCAGGAGAUUCUGAGCGACAAGCUGCUGCCCGGCGACGUGGUCAGCGCAGGCAGGACCAAGGAGGACUCGGGCGUCGCAUGCGACAUGCUGCUGCUCGAGGGCUCUGCGAUUGUUAACGAGGCUAUGCUUUCGGGCGAGAGUACCCCCGUGCUCAAGGAGUCGGUGCAACUGCGUCCUGGUGACGCGCCCAUCGAGCCCGAGGGUCUGGACAAGAACGCCUUCCUCUGGGGUGGCACCAAGGUCCUGCAGGUUUCGCAUGGCAACGACGCGGAAGACGACAUGGGCACCAUCAGGAGGCUUUCAUCUGGCGUCCCUCCGCCACCGGACAAGGGCGCCAUCGCUGUCGUGGUCAAGACCGGAUUCGAGACCAACCAGGGCAGCCUUGUCAGGACCAUGAUCUACGCCACCGAGCGCGUCUCCGCCAACAACGUCGAGGCGCUUCUCUUCAUUCUCUUCCUUACCGUCUUCGCCGUGGCCGCUUCCUGGUACGUCUGGAAGGAGGGUGUCAAACUCGACCGCCAGCGCAACAAGCUCCUCCUCGACUGCGUCUUGAUUGUCACGAGCGUUGUCCCACCCGAGCUGCCCAUGGAACUCUCCCUCGCUGUGAACACCAGUCUAGCUGCUCUCAGCAAGUACGCCAUCUUCUGUACCGAGCCAUUCCGCAUUCCCUUCGCCGGACAGGUUGACGUAGCCUGCUUCGACAAGACUGGUACUCUGACUGGUGAAGAUUUGGUCGUCGAUGGUAUCGCUGGUCUCUCGCUCGGUCAAAGUGGCGCCAAGGCUAGCACAGAUGGUGCACACACCGAUCUCACCAAGCUCACUGAUGUAGCCACCGAGACCACCCUGGUUCUCGCUACUGCCCACGCUCUCGUCAAGCUUGAUGAGGGCGACAUCGUUGGUGAGCCCAUGGAGAAGGCCACUCUUCAAUCUCUUGGCUGGAAGGUUGGUGUCAAGGACAUGCUCACAGCCGCUACCACCACCGCAAAGUCGCACGCCGAACUCGUCCAAAUCCGCCGCCGUUUCCAAUUCUCAUCUGCUCUCAAGCGCCAAAGUUCCGUUGCUACCGCCAUUGUCAACAGCAAGACUGGAAAGAAGGUCCGAAGCACUUUUGUUGGUGUGAAGGGUGCGCCCGAGACUAUCCGCAAAAUGCUUGUCAACACACCGCCCAAUUACGAAGAGACCUUCAAGCACUUCACCCGAAACGGUGGCCGUGUCCUUGCCCUCGCUUACAAGUUCCUAUCUGAAGACGGCGAGUGGGGCCAGAACCGCAUCAAUGAUCUCAAGCGUGAGCAGGUUGAGUGCGACUUGCACUUUGCUGGCUUCCUGGUUCUUCAAUGCCCGCUCAAGGAUGACGCAAGGGACGCCGUGCGCGCUCUGAACGAAUCUAGCCACCGUGUUGUCAUGAUCACUGGUGACAACCCGUUGACCGCUGUACACGUUGCCAAACAGGUUGAGAUUGUCGACCGCGACUGCUACAUCCUCGACGCUCCCGAGAAUGACGAUUCUGGGGAGAAGCUGGUCUGGCGCUCAGUGGACGACAAGGUCAAUAUCCCCGUCGACCCUGCCAGCCCUCUUGACCCUAAGAUCAUUGAAGACAAGGACAUUUGUGUCACUGGCUACGCUCUCUCCAAGUUCUCUGGCCAGGUUGGCUGGAAACAGAUCCUACGAUACGCCUGGGUAUAUGCUCGUGUCUCACCAAAGCAGAAGGAGGAGAUUCUUCUCGGCCUCAAGGAUAUGGGUUACACUACGCUCAUGUGUGGUGACGGUACCAACGAUGUUGGCGCGCUGAAGCAAGCUCACAUUGGUGUCGCUCUUCUCAACGGUACCCGCGAGGAUCUGGACAAGAUUGGCGAGCACUACCGCAACACCAAGAUGAAGGAGGUUUACCAGAAGCAGUGCGACCUGAUGAAGCGCUUCAACCAACCUCAACCCCCUGUUCCUGUCAUGAUCGCUCACCUCUUCCCACCUGGUCCUACCAACCCUCACUACGAGAAGGCCAUCGAACGCGAGUCCAAGAGGAAGGGCUUUGUCGCUCCCACAAUCGAGAACGGCGCUUCCAAUGGCUCCACAGCUGUCGCAACUCAAGAACCCGAGAAGAACAAGAAUCAGCAGCAAGCCCAGAACAUGAUGGCACAGAUGCAAGAGAAGAUGAUGAUGGGCGAGAUGGACGAUCUCGCCAACGAGCCACCUACAAUCAAGCUUGGUGAUGCCUCUGUUGCUGCGCCAUUCACUUCCAAGCUUGCCAACGUCGUCGCUAUCCCUAACAUCAUUCGACAAGGUCGAUGCACGCUCGUUGCUACGAUUCAGAUGUACAAGAUCUUGGCACUCAAUUGUUUGAUCUCUGCGUACAGUUUGUCAGUCUUGUACCUUGACGGCAUCAAGUUUGGUGAUGGUCAAGUCACGAUCUCGGGUAUGAUGAUGAGCGUCUGCUUCUUGUCCAUCUCCCGCGCCAAGACCGUUGAGACUCUGUCCAAAGAACGUCCCCAGCACAACAUCUUCAACGUCUACAUCAUCGGCUCCGUCCUCGGCCAAUUCGCAGUCCACAUCGCCACCCUCAUCUACGUCUCGCAAUACGUCCAACGCGUCGAGCCCAAGGACCCCAACCCGGACCUCGAGAAAGAAUUCGAGCCCUCCCUCCUCAACUCCGCCAUUUACCUUCUCCAACUCAUCCAGCAAAUCUCCACCUUCGCCAUCAACUACCAAGGCCGCCCCUUCCGCGAAUCCAUCCGAGAGAACAAGGGCAUGUACUGGGGUCUCGUGCUCGUCUCCGGCGUUGCAUUCUCUUGCGCCACGGAAUUCAUCCCCGAACUCAACAACAAGCUCAAGCUCGUGCCUUUUACAUCUGACUUCAAGUGGAUGAUCACGGGUGUCAUGAUUUUGGAUUUUGGCGCGUGCUGGAUUAUCGAGAAGGGCCUCAAGUGGGGCUUCAGAGAUAACAAGCCAAAGGAUAUUGCCCUGCGCAGGCCGGAUCAGAAUGCCCGCGAGGAGGCGAGGAAGAAGGAAGAGGAGAGGAUCGCGCAGGAGAAGAAGAACAAGGAGUUUGAGGAGAAGGCUAAGGCGUUGGGGAUUAAGGUGUAG
This is a messenger RNA of Parastagonospora nodorum SN15, 3882 nucleotides long. RefSeq lists its product as hypothetical. The record is from RefSeq and is a predicted model, not a curated record. Bases 1 to 3882 code for a protein of 1293 amino acids. The transcript has 2 exons. Lineage: Eukaryota; Fungi; Ascomycota; Dothideomycetes; Pleosporales; Phaeosphaeriaceae. Gene Ontology annotation, cellular component: endoplasmic reticulum membrane. Gene Ontology annotation, molecular function: ATP binding; P-type ion transporter activity; ATP hydrolysis activity. Gene Ontology annotation, biological process: intracellular calcium ion homeostasis.